AUGACUCAGGCUCCUUCAUCAGUAGCCAAUUCUGGGUUGGUAUGUCAACAUUGCAAUCUACCUGGACAUGCCAAGGAGACUUGCUAUAAGCUGGUUGGGUAUCCAGCUGGAUAUUUCAGCAAGCCUAAGCCAACAGGACCUCGAGGGAAAGGAAAGGCAGCUGUCCAUCUAGUUCAGAAUUCGGAGUACCUUGGUAUUGCAGGGCAAGAUCAUACCACAGGCAGAGUUGACAAUCCUUCAGUAUCAAUGGUUGGUAGAGGUACUGGUAAGAUUGGAUCUUCUGACCAGGGAGGUAAUCGGCAGGGGGUAUCUGAGGAGAAGACUGUUUCAUCUGGACCAAGCAUAUGUCGGGCAGAAGCCAAGGAAGACUGCAUCAGUCGCUUUGACUUUGAAUUCUAGAGAAUUGAAUGAAGUGUGGUUAUGGCAUAGACGCUUAGGGCAUUCUUAUUUCAGUGUAAUGCGUAAAACUAUGCCCUCUUUAUUUGUUGGCAUUAAUGAGUCUUCCUUACAUUGUGAAACUUGUGUUUUGGCAAAAAGUCAUCGAGUCAGUUACCCAUUGAGCCUUUCUAAUAAACGUUUCAUUCCCUUUGAAAUUAUUCA
Molecule: messenger RNA, 600 nt
Organism: Rosa rugosa (rugosa rose)
Lineage: Eukaryota; Viridiplantae; Streptophyta; Magnoliopsida; Rosales; Rosaceae
Exons: 2
Coding region: 1-399 (132 amino acids)
Source: RefSeq, a predicted model, not a curated record